AUGUUGGCAGUGCAACGAUCCCGUCGAUCCUCUGGUGGCCGCCGAUCCCCGGAUGUCCCUCCUUCGGUGCCCGGUACCACCCACCAAACCUUCAAGAAGAAACCUCAGUAUGUGAGCGACAAUGAAGAGGAAGAAGAGCUUCUUCUUUCCGAUGUGGUGGUUGUCAAGAACAACUAUAACCAUGCCAGUACCAGCAGCACUUUGGAAAUGGAAGAUUCCAUGCAGAGCAUGAUGAGUCUGACGGAUGGUGAAGAAACCGACUUUGACGCUUCUGGGUUGGACGACGAUUCCUUGGUGGAACUUCCUGCCUUGGUCGAAGAUGAAGUGGUGGAAGAACCGGAGCUUCCGGAUUUUGUCGAUGAGGAAGAGGAAGAAGAAACCGAUCUGGAAGAAGUGGCUCCUCCUGUUCCCUUUGUGCUGCAAGUGGAUCGAGCCAUUGGACACGCCGAUACCAUUAUUUCUGGUGAAGACAAUGCCGCGACAAUGGCCGCGACAAGUCCCAAAGAACGACGCCGAUCCAGCAAACGCUCCUCUCUGCGCCAAGAUGACAACAACAGCAGCAGUGGUGGAGAUGAUGAUCUCAUGGGAGAAACCAGUCAGCGAUCCGCUUCCAGUCGUCGUCGCCGUCGUUCCGCCCGCUCUUCCUUGUCUCGCAGCCGCACGUCCGAUGCUGUUGUUGCUGCUGGUGACAACGACGGCGAUCUCCUGAUGGGAGACUCCAGUCAACGUUCGACUGCUAGUCGUCGCCGUCGUUCCAGUGGAACCUUGUCUCGCACCAGCAGCCGCACGUGUGAUAGCCGCGUCGCCGGCAGCAGCAAUACCGGAUUGGCUGCCAUGAAGAAUGCUCUCAUGGGAAGUGGCAGUGCUAACGGUGGACCCACUAUGCGUCGUCCCAGUCGCAAAAAGAGUGGCGAAUAUACGGCAACACCCACCAAACGUCGUCCCAGCCGCAAAAAGAGCAACGAUGCCAAAGGCGCCCUCCGUCGCAAUCGCAGUUCCAUCAGUCGUCAAGCCAGCAACAGCAGUGCUCUCUCGCGCAUGUCUCGCAUGCUCCGUCGUCCUCCGUCGCGACAAAAUACAUCCGAUGGUACUUCCAACGCUGUGUUGCGUCGCACACAGACCACCGAAGCAACCGCCACUCAACAGCCAUCAUCGAAUGGCUCGUUGCGACGCAGUCGCACAUCCGACGAACGUGCGCUUCCCAAACGCAACUUUAGUGCGCGUCUUCCCUCUCGUUCCAAAUCCAGCAAGUCCGGACACAAACGUCCUUCCCGUACUUCGUCCCUCAAGCCCCCUCCUCCCACGUCCCUCAAUAUCUUUGGCUCCGACAUUGUCAGUACCGAUUUCAUUUUGAGUCAGUUGGAUGAAUUGGAACAAAACACCGACAUUGUACAGGUCGAAAUGGAAGAUUGUCUCGUCACACAACGAGCAUUGGCCAUUCCGUUGCGGCUCAAGGAAGUCCUACAAGGAGAAAUUCGUCCUUGGGAAACCAUUCAGUUUGUCGAUGAACUCCUCGAUGGUGUCUCGCAGUACAAGGAUUUCAAACGCAGUCGCAAACACUUUCACAAGGCGUUGGGUGGAGUCUGUGCUCAAAAAGUCAUUCCCGUGUCCUACAAAGUCAAGGUCCAUGUGCGAGAGGAAGACAAUGCGGACGAUGCCGACAUGGUGGAUUUGUUGCAGCAAUUCCAAAAGGAUGUCACCGUGACUACCUUGCACGUCAACACCACCAAGGCAUCCUUGGCGUUGAUUCAAUCCUUGACGGCAUUGUUGCAGUGCGACGAGCGUGUCUGGGAUGGUGAGAAUAUGCAGUGGCAAGUGUCGUGCAACGAGCCACAACCGGCCGAAGUGGUGGCGGCUGGUGGAUUGGAACAGUGGCAAGCGGCCAUGAAGACCGCCAUGAAGAAAUUGCAAAAGGUGGCCGUGGCCAAGGAGAUUGUCAUGUCGUAA
Molecule: messenger RNA, 1947 nt
Organism: Seminavis robusta
Lineage: Eukaryota; Bacillariophyta; Bacillariophyceae; Naviculales; Naviculaceae
Source: the annotation of a GenBank genome assembly